AUGAGCCAACCCAAGCCAGAUGAUGUUCAACGCUUCCGUAAUUAUUCUCCGCCGAAGAGACUUUACUACGGCAGCGAAGGAAAGUCGAUCAAAACUACCGAAGCGCUUGCUAUUCUUGCUCACAUCCCUCGUUAUGCUGUCGUCCUCCGAAAAGCUGCGGGACUUGAAGAUGGAAAAGGGAAAGGUUUGAAAAAGGAGGUGGAUUUGAAAACAAAAAUUCUGAAACAGGUUGAGAAAGGUUCUAUUUGA
This is a messenger RNA of Penicillium odoratum, 249 nucleotides long. RefSeq lists its product as uncharacterized. The transcript has a single exon. The coding region runs from base 1 to 249 and encodes 82 amino acids. The record is from RefSeq and is a predicted model, not a curated record. NCBI's taxonomy places the organism in Eukaryota, Fungi, Ascomycota, Eurotiomycetes, Eurotiales, Aspergillaceae.